AUAUAAUUACUCCAUUAAUUUUAUUUACAGUUUUGAAGGUAUUAUUAUCGACACUCAGCCACGUUGUCGGAGAGAGGCAAUACUCGAUCGGACGUGGGUGUCCACAAUUCAAACCCUCCCGCGUCCCGCCAUUGUCGUAGCGUCGAUCCUGGCGAGUUUCAUAAACUACUACUACUAGCACUUAUUAUCCCGUAAAAAUGUCCAUGUUGAAAACCCUCUUACCAAUCGCGCUCUUGCCUCUUUGUUUUGCACAUCUCGCAAAAUCAGAUGAUAAUAUCCCGACUCUGGCUUUUGCUUUUGGUUGGUUGAAUGAUAAUGACACUUUUGUGGCGGGAGAUGUGGCUACUAUUCAGGUUAUUCUACUCGGAAACUACAGUGCUCGUAAAACAAAUCAUACUUUUAGUCCUAAUGUCACGGUUAAUAAUAAGAUGGGGAAUAGCUCUUUUGUUUCGGGUGUGGCUUGUAAUUUUGGAGGUGAUGUUAGUACUUGGACCAUUACCUUUGUUCCCAUUAUGGUUGGAUUGCUUCAUGUGCUUAUUGUGGAUGACAAUUUCCAUGUCUUCGACUCCUCACUGCAUUUUCAUGUCAAUCCUGGGAGAUUGUAUCCAUCUGCUGGAGUUGUCUCAUGGAAGGGCCAGACAAAUGAAUUUGUGGCUGGGACGUUGGCUACAAUUUUGAUACUUCCUAAAGAUGCAUUUGGAAAUAAUGUCACUGCAAGUAGUGAAGGAACCAAUGUUUCCAGUUAUAGCUUGUCUGUAUCAUUUAUGAACGGAUCUCUCGCGAGUCUUCUCAAUGUUACCAAUAAAGGUUGGAAUGAAUAUGGGUACGUCCAGAUUGAGUUUAUUCCUGUAACUGCUGGAAGCCUCUUACUUGAUGUCAAAGAAGCAAAUCAAACCCUGAUAGGAUCUCCAUUGAUGUUCAAGGUGAUUCCAGGAAUGUUGGAUGUUCCCAGUUGCGUGCCUCAAUGGAAAGCUGCAACAAGUUUCUUCCAGCUUUUUUCAACUAUGGAAACUCAUAUACAUCAGAGAGAUAAAUAUGGAAACCUUGUCCCUGGAUUUUAUUCAUUUGACAUUGAAGUUAUUGAAAAGGAAACCAAUUUAUCUAUGCCUGUGGCUGAUUUGCGCUUUUCAGAGGUGGUGCCAGGUAUUCAAUUGUGUUCUUUCAGCUUAGCAGAACCAGGGAACUUCACACUCCUGAUAACUGACAGAGAGCAGAUUAAUCUCAUAUCCCAAGUGCCAUAUGAUUUUACUGUAUAUGUAGGUUACUGUAGUGGCUCUCACAGUAUUAUCAAUGGAUCUGGUUUGAAUGAUUCUGUUGCUGGUGAAGUCUCAAAGUUCUCUGUUUUUUUAAGAGAUUCUUAUCAAUAUCCUUCUCCAAUUGAGUUAGAAUGGCUUCAAAUUCAAAUUUUGCGAGAAAAUGAUACUCAAUAUGUAUGGUCUAGCAUAAAUCCUAAAGACUUUGUCAAUGGUAGUUCAGUACCACGGAAAAUGAGUGUGGAUACAUUCUCACAGACUGAUUAUGCUCCAUCAGUAUAUUUGAAUAACAAUUCUUCCAGCAACUUGAAUGUCAAAGCUAGUGAAUUUGAGAUCAUUUAUAAGCCUGAAAAAAGUGGGAGAUAUCAUAUACAUCUAUUCUGCGGAAAUGUUCAUUUGAAUAGUGGCUAUCCAAUCAAGAAGGUAGUACACGCAGGGGAGGUUAAUACUUCCAUUUCAGGAGUUGUAAAAUAUGCACCAAGGGUACCUAUGCUGAUUAAUAAUGAAAUAGUAGUGAAGCUUAUGGAUUCUUUCUCUAAUCCUGUUGUCUCUAACCAAUCAAAGCUCAAUCUAGAAGUUAGUUCGACAAAUAAAUCUGAGCCCUCAAUUUCAGAAUUUGUCAACAACAAUGAUGGGUCAUACACUGUCCUCUAUAUGCCAAAGGGUAUUGGAAAUUAUGAGAUAUGCGUUACAUUUCAUGGAAUCCACUUUCUUCCUUGUCCAUUUGGGGUGAGAGUUUACAGUGUUGACUACUUUCCUAAAGCUGAAAAUGACCUUGUGUCUGUCUGGGAGGAUGAAUCAAUUGCAUUUAGCACUCUCGAAAAUGAUCGUUUUGGUGGGAAUAAUGCAAGUAUAGUUCAAUAUACACAGCCAAGUCAUGGUUCAGUUUUGCAAUAUGGACAUCUAUUCAGAUACACACCGUAUAAAGGAUUUAAUGGGAACGAUUCUUUUUCGUAUGCAAUAUCUGAUGGAAAUGGCAACAAUGCUUCUGCGAAUGUGAAUAUAUCUGUCCUUAGCAUCCCUCCUCAGUUUGUUUCCGUCCCUAUUCUAUUGCAGGCAACUGAAGACAUGAUAAGCCCAACAUUCGGUGGUUUCUCUGGACUUAAGAUUAUCUAUUCAGAUUUAGCAGAGAACAUAUCUGUAAGACUUAGUGCUCACUUUGGGACAGUAUUCCUCUCUCCUAUGGUGAUGCAAUUCUGGCAGCCAAUGUGGGCAGAACUUUCUGUAAGCAAAGGGGUUGAGAAAGCAAAAGAAUUAAUUUUAGAGGGUCGGCUGGAAGUAAUAAAUUAUGCCCUUCAGUUUGUUCAAUACUUUGGAGAUGAGAACUUUUAUGGAGAUGAUGUCAUGCGAGUCUCUACCGUGAACAGAAAUGGAAUGAAUCAUAUAGAGGUUCCAAUACUCGUAGAACCUAUUAAUGAUCCUCCUUCUAUCUAUGCUCCUGAAUUCAUCAUUUUCAAGGAAAAGAAAAGUGACGAAGAAGUAUUGAUUUUCGAUACAGAAAGAGACAAGUUCAAUUUCUCUGUUUGGGACCCAGAUCUUAUUUUUCCAGGAAAUGAUACUCACGUGUUGGUCAUGUUCUCUGUGGAAGUCAAUUCUGGAUCUAUUUCUACUAAUUUACCAUCUGAGCUUAUUGUUACUACUGAACUGAAGUUGAUGGGUAGCUAUCAAUGGCAGCCACUUCAGACCUUUGUUACAAUAUCAAAACAUUUUAAAGUUAAAGCAAAAGGCAUUAGAUUUCGUGGAACAGUACAAGAAUGCAACAGUGUCAUGCAACAGUUGUCAUACCAUGGCGGUGAACAUGAUAAUGUCCUCAAAAUUACAGUUAAUGAUAUGGGGAAGUAUGGGUGUUUUCCUGAUUGUUCUGAAAUGAUGUCAAAGCCUCUUUUUGCUGAGGCUAUUGUCAUGUUAAGAAGGGGAAGAUUGAUGAGUUCAGUGGCAGCUCACUCUCUAGGAUCUGCAAUUAUGUUUGAGUUUAUUGCUUUGUUCUCUCUUGGUAUGGUACUCAUGCUAUUCACAUGCAAAUGUGCGCUUGUUCUUGUACGUGAAAGAAAGGGAAGGCAAAUUGAUCAAGCCCAGAAUGUUGAGCUCUCUGGUAUUCAACAUGCUUUCAAGGAAACUAUAUGUGCAGAUUCAUCUGAAGACACAAGUCACUUUAUAGGAUGUUGUUCCAGCUCUCCGUUGUUCAGCCGCUCUCGUAGGAAUUUCCGCCAGCAGGAUGGAAAUGUUAACAAGGGAUCAUCAAGUUUAUCUCAGUCUUCAAGCGACCAACAUAAGGAGAUUCCUUCUGGUUUAUUAUCAGUUGCUGCUGGAGAUGGUCAAAAUAACCUCCAUAAUAACAAAACUUGAACCAUGAAGAAUUUCAAGCCAUUGAAUUUUUUAAAGUGAAGUAUGUAAAGUCCUAAUAGAAUUGUCAAAGCAGAAUAAUAUGUGAGAAGCUGUUAAAUUCAUCCAGCAUCAUUGUAGUUUCCACAGUGACGCACAAUAGAGGUGCCAUAUCCAUUGAUAUCAGUUGAUUAUGAGCGUCGAGCGGGCUGCUGUAAUUGGCUGCAAUGCUCUAUGGGAGGUUAAGAGACACAAACUCCAUCAAAAGGCAGAACCUGGAAUCUCUGGAGGCUACAAAUUCCAAAGCUUAUGGAGUUUAUUUGCUACAAACCAAGAAAUUAUUGUCCAAUUCUUUGAGACUGAAAAUUGGAGCAAAGAAGAGAAACUUGUUGGAUACUGCCCUUUUUCUCCUGAUAAAUGUUUAGGAAAGUGAAUAUCCUCUGUAAGCUCAAGGAGUUGAUCUUCUGGGCUUUCAUGUUCUGCAUAAGCAUAAUGGAGGCACCAUAGAGGUCCCACACCCACGCUCCUCACUUGAUCAUGAGGUUGAGCUGGCUGUUGUCGUUGGCCGAAAAGCUCCAGAUGUUUCUGAAUCGCUGCUAUGAAUUAUAUUGGAGGCUAUGUACUUGCCUUGGAUAUGCCUGCAAGGGAAAUUCAAGGUUCGGCAAAGUCUGCAGGUCUUCCUUGGACUGUGGCUAAAGGGCAGGACACCUUCACGCCUAUUAGCUCUGUUGGUCAUAAAUCUAGAGAUGGAAAUCUUAGCAAGGGAUUAUCAAGUUUGUCUCAGUCUUCCAGAGACCAACAUAAGGAGGCUCCCUCUGGUUUAUUAUCAAUUGCUGCUGGAGAUGGUCAAAACAACUUUCAAAAUAACAAAACUUGAACCAUGACUGAAUUUCAAGCCAUUGAAUUUUUUUAAUGUGAAGUAUGAAAGAAUUGUCAAGGCAGAAGAAUAUGUGAAAAGCUGUUAAAUUCAGCCAGCAUCAUCAUAGUUUCCGCAUUGAGGCACAAUAGAGGUGCCAUAUCCAUUGAUAUCAGUUGAUUAUGAGCGUGGAGCUGGCUGCUGUAAUUGGCUGCAAUGCUCUAUGGGAGGUUCAGAGACACAAACUCCAUCGAAAGGCAGAAGCUGGAAUCUCUGGAGGCUACUGCUCAAAAUCCAAAGCUUAUGGAGUUUAUUUUCCACAAACCAAGAAAUUAUUGUCCAAUUCUUUGAGACCCAAAAAUUGGAACAAAAAAGAGAAAGUUGUUCUCUUUUUCCCUGCAUGUAAAUAUUUAGGAAAUUAAAUAUCCUCUAUAAGCUCAAGGAGUUGAUCUUCUGGGCUUUCAUGUUCUGCAUAAGCUUAUUAGUUUUCUUAUA
This is a messenger RNA of Daucus carota subsp. sativus, 4926 nucleotides long. Its product is annotated as protein GAMETE EXPRESSED 2. Gene Ontology annotation, molecular function: actin filament binding. Gene Ontology annotation, biological process: actin cytoskeleton organization. The transcript has 24 exons. NCBI's taxonomy places the organism in Eukaryota, Viridiplantae, Streptophyta, Magnoliopsida, Apiales, Apiaceae. The coding region runs from base 198 to 3599 and encodes 1133 amino acids. The record is from RefSeq and is a predicted model, not a curated record.